Molecule: messenger RNA, 399 nt
Organism: Trypanosoma rangeli
Lineage: Eukaryota; Euglenozoa; Kinetoplastea; Trypanosomatida; Trypanosomatidae
Exons: 1
Coding region: 1-399 (132 amino acids)
Source: RefSeq, a predicted model, not a curated record
AUGCUAAACCCCAAUGGCUUCGGUGGGGCGCUUAUUCUUCUGGCGACGAAAUGGGCGCUGGCUGCCCCGCGUGGUGGGCAGGUGGCGGCGCGCCCGAAAUGUUGUUUUACAACGAUUAUUAGGAAAUCAAUUUGUGUGCGCAUAGCGGUGCACCAUGAAGCACGCCGGGCCCCGAAGUCGCAAGAGAUUUGGAGGUGCCCGCAGCAUCGUGUCACAAAUCCCAAGCGCCUCCGACAACGCCGCAGCGGCAGCUGCGAGAGAGUGUUGUUGAGCGUGCUCUUACCCUUCGUUGUCGGACUUGUGGAGGCGUUAUCAAACGGGGUGCCACUUCAGCCGCCACAAUUGCCCACUGAUUUUUCUGGCAGCUCAAGAGCAACCGGUGGUGGCGGAAUUCUCUAG